Molecule: messenger RNA, 4353 nt
Organism: Closterium sp. Yama58-4
Lineage: Eukaryota; Viridiplantae; Streptophyta; Zygnematophyceae; Desmidiales; Closteriaceae
Source: the annotation of a GenBank genome assembly
AUGUGCUAUCAGAGCAGAGCCACUAAAGGGGACAGCGUUGCUGACGAGGUGCAUGUGGAAGAGGACCAUGGUCUCCUGAGUUGUCGACAGCUGAUUUGCUGGCAGCUGCGCAGGAGCAACAGGGGGCAGAAAGGUGGGCAGGCAGCAACAAGGGAGAUGAAAGAUGAUGAUGGUAGGGAAAUGCAUGAUGAUGAUGGUAGGGAAAUGCAUGAUGAUGAUGGUAGGGAAAUGCAUGAUGAUGAUGGUAGGGAAAUGCAUGAUGAUGAUGGUAGGGAAAUGCAUGAUGAUGAUGGUAGGGAAAUGCAUGAUGAUGAUGGUAGGGAAAUGCAUGAUGAUGAUGGUAGGGAAAUGCAUGAUGAUGAUGGUAGGGAAUUACAUGAUGAUGAUGGUAGGGAAUUACAUGAUGAUGAUGGUAGGGAAUUACAUGAUGAUGAUGGUAGGGAAUUACAUGAUGAUGAUGGUAGGGAAUUACAUGAUGAUGAUGGUAGGGAAUUACAUGAUGAUGAUGGUAGGGAAUUACAUGAUGAUGAUGGUAGGGAAUUACAUGAUGAUGAUGGUAGGGAAUUACAUGAUGAUGAUGGUAGGGAAUUACAUGAUGAUGAUGGUAGGGAAUUACAUGAUGAUGAUGGUAGGGAAUUACAUGAUGAUGAUGGUAGGGAAUUACAUGAUGAUGAUGGUAGGGAAUUACAUGAUGAUGAUGGUAGGGAAUUACAUGAUGAUGAUGGUAGGGAAUUACAUGAUGAUGAUGGUAGGGAAUUACAUGAUGAUGAUGGUAGGGAAUUACAUGAUGAUGAUGGUAGGGAAUUACAUGAUGAUGAUGGUAGGGAAUUACAUGAUGAUGAUGGUAGGGAAUUACAUGAUGAUGAUGGUAGGGAAUUACAUGAUGAUGAUGGUAGGGAAUUACAUGAUGAUGAUGGUAGGGAAUUACAUGAUGAUGAUGGUAGGGAAUUACAUGAUGAUGAUGGUAGGGAAUUACAUGAUGAUGAUGGUAGGGAAUUACAUGAUGAUGAUGGUAGGGAAUUACAUGAUGAUGAUGGUAGGGAAUUACAUGAUGAUGAUGGUAGGGAAUUACAUGAUGAUGAUGGUAGGGAAUUACAUGAUGAUGAUGGUAGGGAAUUACAUGAUGAUGAUGGUAGGGAAUUACAUGAUGAUGAUGGUAGGGAAUUACAUGAUGAUGAUGGUAGGGAAUUACAUGAUGAUGAUGGUAGGGAAUUACAUGAUGAUGAUGGUAGGGAAUUACAUGAUGAUGAUGGUAGGGAAUUACAUGAUGAUGAUGGUAGGGAAAUGCAUGAUGAUGAUGGUAGGGAAAUGCAUGAUGAUGAUGGUAGGGAAAUGCAUGAUGAUGAUGGUAGGGAAAUGCAUGAUGAUGAUGGUAGGGAAAUGCAUGAUGAUGAUGGUAGGGAAAUGCAUGAUGAUGAUGGUAGGGAAAUGCAUGAUGAUGAUGGUAGGGAAAUGCAUGAUGAUGAUGGUAGGGAAAUGCAUGAUGAUGAUGGUAGGGAAUUACAUGAUGAUGAUGGUAGGGAAUUACAUGAUGAUGAUGGUAGGGAAUUACAUGAUGAUGAUGGUAGGGAAUUACAUGAUGAUGAUGGUAGGGAAUUACAUGAUGAUGAUGGUAGGGAAUUACAUGAUGAUGAUGGUAGGGAAUUACAUGAUGAUGAUGGUAGGGAAUUACAUGAUGAUGAUGGUAGGGAAUUACAUGAUGAUGAUGGUAGGGAAUUACAUGAUGAUGAUGGUAGGGAAUUACAUGAUGAUGAUGGUAGGGAAUUACAUGAUGAUGAUGGUAGGGAAUUACAUGAUGAUGAUGGUAGGGAAUUACAUGAUGAUGAUGGUAGGGAAUUACAUGAUGAUGAUGGUAGGGAAUUACAUGAUGAUGAUGGUAGGGAAUUACAUGAUGAUGAUGGUAGGGAAUUACAUGAUGAUGAUGGUAGGGAAUUACAUGAUGAUGAUGGUAGGGAAUUACAUGAUGAUGAUGGUAGGGAAUUACAUGAUGAUGAUGGUAGGGAAUUACAUGAUGAUGAUGGUAGGGAAUUACAUGAUGAUGAUGGUAGGGAAUUACAUGAUGAUGAUGGUAGGGAAAUGCAUGAUGAUGAUGGUAGGGAAUUACAUGAUGAUGAUGGUAGGGAAAUGCAUGAUGAUGAUGGUAGGGAAAUGCAUGAUGAUGAUGGUAGGGAAAUGCAUGAUGAUGAUGGUAGGGAAAUGCAUGAUGAUGAUGGUAGGGAAAUGCAUGAUGAUGAUGGUAGGGAAAUGCAUGAUGAUGAUGGUAGGGAAAUGCAUGAUGAUGAUGGUAGGGAAAUGCAUGAUGAUGAUGGUAGGGAAAUGCAUGAUGAUGAUGGUAGGGAAAUGCAUGAUGAUGAUGGUAGGGAAAUGCAUGAUGAUGAUGGUAGGGAAAUGCAUGAUGAUGAUGGUAGGGAAAUGCAUGAUGAUGAUGGUAGGGAAAUGCAUGAUGAUGAUGGUAGGGAAAUGCAUGAUGAUGAUGGUAGGGAAAUGCAUGAUGAUGAUGGUAGGGAAAUGCAUGAUGAUGAUGGUAGGGAAAUGCAUGAUGAUGAUGGUAGGGAAAUGCAUGAUGAUGAUGGUAGGGAAAUGCAUGAUGAUGAUGGUAGGGAAAUGCAUGAUGAUGAUGGUAGGGAAAUGCAUGAUGAUGAUGGUAGGGAAAUGCAUGAUGAUGAUGGUAGGGAAUUACAUGAUGAUGAUGGUAGGGAAUUACAUGAUGAUGAUGGUAGGGAAAUGCAUGAUGAUGAUGGUAGGGAAAUGCAUGAUGAUGAUGGUAGGGAAAUGCAUGAUGAUGAUGGUAGGGAAAUGCAUGAUGAUGAUGGUAGGGAAAUGCAUGAUGAUGAUGGUAGGGAAUUACAUGAUGAUGAUGGUAGGGAAUUACAUGAUGAUGAUGGUAGGGAAAUGCAUGAUGAUGAUGGUAGGGAAAUGCAUGAUGAUGAUGGUAGGGAAAUGCAUGAUGAUGAUGGUAGGGAAAUGCAUGAUGAUGAUGGUAGGGAAAUGCAUGAUGAUGAUGGUAGGGAAUUACAUGAUGAUGAUGGUAGGGAAUUACAUGAUGAUGAUGGUAGGGAAAUGCAUGAUGAUGAUGGUAGGGAAAUGCAUGAUGAUGAUGGUAGGGAAAUGCAUGAUGAUGAUGGUAGGGAAAUGCAUGAUGAUGAUGGUAGGGAAUUACAUGAUGAUGAUGGUAGGGAAUUACAUGAUGAUGAUGGUAGGGAAAUGCAUGAUGAUGAUGGUAGGGAAAUGCAUGAUGAUGAUGGUAGGGAAAUGCAUGAUGAUGAUGGUAGGGAAUUACAUGAUGAUGAUGGUAGGGAAUUACAUGAUGAUGAUGGUAGGGAAAUGCAUGAUGAUGAUGGUAGGGAAAUGCAUGAUGAUGAUGGUAGGGAAAUGCAUGAUGAUGAUGGUAGGGAAAUGCAUGAUGAUGAUGGUAGGGAAAUGCAUGAUGAUGAUGGUAGGGAAUUACAUGAUGAUGAUGGUAGGGAAAUGCAUGAUGAUGAUGGUAGGGAAAUGCAUGAUGAUGAUGGUAGGGAAAUGCAUGAUGAUGAUGGUAGGGAAAUGCAUGAUGAUGAUGGUAGGGAAAUGCAUGAUGAUGAUGGUAGGGAAUUACAUGAUGAUGAUGGUAGGGAAAUGCAUGAUGAUGAUGGUAGGGAAAUGCAUGAUGAUGAUGGUAGGGAAAUGCAUGAUGAUGAUGGUAGGGAAAUGCAUGAUGAUGAUGGUAGGGAAAUGCAUGAUGAUGAUGGUAGGGAAAUGCAUGAUGAUGAUGGUAGGGAAAUGCAUGAUGAUGAUGGUAGGGAAAUGCAUGAUGAUGAUGGUAGGGAAAUGCAUGAUGAUGAUGGUAGGGAAUUACAUGAUGAUGAUGGUAGGGAAAUGCAUGAUGAUGAUGGUAGGGAAAUGCAUGAUGAUGAUGGUAGGGAAUUACAUGAUGAUGAUGGUAGGGAAAUGCAUGAUGAUGAUGGUAGGGAAAUGCAUGAUGAUGAUGGUAGGGAAAUGCAUGAUGAUGAUGGUAGGGAAAUGCAUGAUGAUGAUGGUAGGGAAAUGCAUGAUGAUGAUGGUAGGGAAAUGCAUGAUGAUGAUGGUAGGGAAAUGCAUGAUGAUGAUGGUAGGGAAAUGCAUGAUGAUGAUGGUAGGGAAUUACAUGAUGAUGAUGGUAGGGAAUUACAUGAUGAUGAUGGUAGGGAAAUGCAUGAUGAUGAUGGUAGGGAAAUGCAUGAUGAUGAUGGUAGGGAAAUGCAUGAUGAUGAUGGUAGGGAAAUGCAUGAUGAUGAUGGUAGGGAAAUGCAUGAUGAUGAUGGUAGGGAAUUACAUGAUGAUGAUGGUAGAGAAUUACAUGAUGAUGAUGCAGUAAUGCCUGCCUGCCUGAUCACAUGA